AUAAGCUCUUCUUCUCCGGUUAGCUUAGUAUGCUGCUUCUCGCCACCAGUUGCCGCUCUCUGGUAGUGUUUUUUUUGGUUCUUCUCGUGUUUUCUUUCCCAUCCGCCGAGGGCUUCUGCCGCUUCUUGCCUCAAUCUUACUCCUCUCCGGGUGUGGUAGUUGUUAUCUGGACUCGUCGCGUAGGUUGCGGUUAUUUGGAGCGUUUGCGGCGAGGUUGUGCUGGCAAGGAUGACGAGGGGUAACCAGCGGGAGAAGGAUCGGGAAAGGGCCGCUGCGAGAGCCAAGACGACCAAAGCGCGAGACGAUGGCUUGACGCCGGAGCAGCGUCGCGAGCGUGACGCUAAGGCUUUGCAGGAGAAAAUGGCGAAGAAGGCAGCCCAAGUGAAUGGGCAAAAACAACCCGCGAAGCAGGCAAUGAAGAAAUAGUUACCGUUAAUGUACAGGGUGAGAGGGACUGGUCUACUCUAUGCUCCUGGUCCCCUAAUUGAUCUGCAAAGAUCGGAGGUUCGACGACUGAUUCCUGCAGAAUAGUUUAGAGUAGAUUAGCAUGUCGUUGGCGCUGAUGGUCUUUGGGAGAAUUGAUGACGGCUGUACACUGUUUUUUGAAUUGUGCAACUGUGUGGUUUUCUGCUUGGUGCUUAUCCCAGAGCAGCCGGAUUUAAAGAUCCUCUGUAUUAUGUCCUGCAUCCUUUCUGCAAUAAACUCAUUGUUUUAGGAAUCAA
Molecule: messenger RNA, 722 nt
Organism: Physcomitrium patens
Lineage: Eukaryota; Viridiplantae; Streptophyta; Bryopsida; Funariales; Funariaceae
Source: RefSeq, a predicted model, not a curated record